Homo sapiens (human) is the source of this 13396-nucleotide messenger RNA. It is a transcript of the gene MOB3B, whose product is annotated as MOB kinase activator 3B. The transcript is spliced from 4 exons. Bases 7368 to 8018 code for a protein of 216 amino acids. The record is from RefSeq and is a predicted model, not a curated record. Lineage: Eukaryota; Metazoa; Chordata; Mammalia; Primates; Hominidae.
GUACGUGGCUUCUCCUUCUGACUGGCUUCAUUCUUUGUGGGUUUAUUCAGCAGGAAUUGUUUAUUCUGAGGGAGUCUUGUAGGUCCUGAGUUAUGAAAAUAUUUCUACAGAACAAUUUGAGUUUGCUUCUUCCCUGGUUCUGGGAACAUUUUUAUAGUGAUCUAUUAGUUCAAGAUACUUACACAGCCUAAACAAUGUAAAUUUGUGCAACACACUUGUGCAUGACAUAGGCUUGGUGUUCUAUUUAGUUUUUUUAAUCGGAUGCAUUUUUUUUCACCCUGAUACUGGAGCACAAUUCAGACUUACUUCCCCCUUCCCUGAGCUACUUGGAGCAGUGGUAGUUCUUCUAGUCCUGUUUUUAUGUAAAUGGAUAUUUUGAAGAAUUCUGACUUGAUGCAGUUAUGUCAGUUCCAGCAUCUUACCUUGCAUGAGCCUUGGGCCAUGUCACCUGUUCUCAAAUGGGCAUCCCAGCCCUAAACCCCUAAGCAGCUGUAUCCAGAUUCAACACCCCUCUGGGUGAUAGCAGUAUUUGCUCUCAUUCUUAUUGGUUUAGCUUUGGAUUCUGGCUUCAUUUCUGGCCUGCAUUAAGAAGAACAGUUAUGUCUUACAGGUAUAUGAGGUACAUUCUUGUGAUGGCUGCCAUGGCUUAUAUUUUGGAACUGAAAGAGGAUCUGGGUAAAUUCAGACUGACAUUUUUAAUGUAAAUUAAUUCACUCACAAACCAUUUAUUGGCCACCUAUCAUGUUCCUGACUUUGUCAUAGGUGCUGGGGCACAACAAUAAAUAACACUGUGUCUUUGCUCCUGUAUAGUUUACAUUCUCAUGGGAAAGACAAAACAAACAAUAAGUAAAACAUAUAGUAAAAUCAGCUGGAGCGAUGAAGAAAAUUAAAGCAGGAGAAUGGGAGAGAGAGGGACUGGUUUGGGUCAUGUGCUUUAUUAGGGUGGCAAAGGAAACCUCUCUGAGGAGUGACCUUUGAGCACAGGCUUACAUGCAGUAAUGAAGAAUCAUGCUGGUAUCUGGGGUGUGAGUCCGUUUUCUCCAAGAAGCAUUACGCCAAGGCAGGAUUGGCUAUGCAAGAGAUUUAUUAAGGCAACUCCUGUGAGCAAGAGUGAGGUCAAGGAAACAAUGAAAAUGUGGGGCUCCUUGUUCAAAAUAACAUUAAGAAUUCCAAGAUGGCUGCAGAGGAGUAUUCAACCAAGCACAGAGCCCUUUUGAAUGCCCUGUCUGACUAUGAGGGAAAGUAGGAGUGAGCUGCUGGGAGCUCGGGAGACUCCUCUGAUUGUGAUGCAGGUCUGACCCCAGGUGAAGAAGACGGGAGGGAGGAGGGUGAGCGGAAGCAUCCUACAGGGCUGUGCUGUUUCAAGAGAGCCUGGAUCUCUUGGAGGAGUCUUUGAGUCCAAGCCACCUCUUAGGUAAGUUUUCAUCUCCCAGGAAUAGGUUUGCAUCACUAUGCCUGCCAUGCUCAGUCACUAUCUAGGAGUAGCCUGUGAGAAAUGUGGCUUCAGCACAAAUGCAGAGAUGGAUUUCAGAGCACAGCAGCUGUAACUCCUAGCCAGUAAUACUCCUUGUAAGUUGGAUGUCUACAAGGCAUAGUCUCAUGGCAGCCACACUGGGUAAAGAGCUUUUCAGGAAGAGGGGACAGUGAUUGCAAAGGCAGUUGUUUUGGGGUUGAAUUAUGUUCCCCAUCCCAAAUUCAUAUGUAGAAUUCCUAACCUGCAAUACCUUUUAACAUGACCUUAUUUGAAAACAGGGUUAUUGCAGAAAAUAAUCAGUUAACAUGAGGUCAUACUGGAGUCGGGUGGGCCUCUAAUCUAAAAUGACUGCUAUCCUCAUAAAAAGGGAAAAUUUGGAGAUAGACAUACACACAGGAAGGAUAACUUGUGAAGAUGAAGGUAGAGAUUGAGGUGCUGAGUCUACAAGCCAAGGAACACUGAAGAUACCAAAAAACCCCACCAGAAACAAAGACGGAAACAUGAAACAGAUUUCUCCCUAGUGCCUUCAGAGAAAGCAUUGCCCAGCCAACACCUUGAUUUCAGAUUUCUUGUCUCCAAAACUGAGACAGUACAUUUCUAUUCUUUAAGCCACCUAGUUUUGAGUACUUUGUUAUGGCAGGCCUAGCAAACUAAUACAGCCUUGAAGUGAUAGAAGACUUGGCAUGUUGUAGAAACAUCAGGGAGGCCACUGUGGAUAGAGCAGAUAAGUAAGGGAGAGAAUCGUAGGGGAAGGAGAGGUAUCCAGGGGCCAGAUCUGUAGAUCAUGACUUUGUAAACCAAUAUAGCAACAUUUGUUUUUAUUCUGAGUGUGAUGGGAAGCCAUUGUAGGGCUUGAAGAGGGCAGUGGCCUGAUUUCACUUAUAUCUUUAAAGUACCACUCUGGCUCCUGUCUGGAAAUAAUAGUUUGCCGAGGAGCAGAAGUGGAGGCAGUGCAACCAGCCCAGUCAAUGGCAGCUGUAAAGAGAGAGAAUCUGGUGGUGUGGACAAGAGUAGUUGUGGUGGAGGGUGUGAGGAGUUUGGGAUGUGUUGGCAAUUUGAAGUAAAUGAUAUACUUUCAAAUUGAUUAGACAGAGCAACUAGACUACUAGAAUUGUUUUCUGAAAUGAGAACACUGGGUGAGGAGCUUAUCUGGAGUUUACAGGAAUGGAUGUCGAUAUCUGCCAUUUUUUAAAAGUCACAUGUUGUUUUGCAAUUUGCUUUUUGAUUUUCAUGAACUUCUUUUCAUAUCAAUACAGAUAUAUUGACCUCCCUGUGUUUUGAGGGCUGCCCAAUAUUUCUUAUGUGGAUAUGCCAUUCUUGAUUAUACUAGUUAUCAAUGAAUGGACUUUUGGUUGUUUCCUUUUGUAUGUGAUUAUAAACAAUGAGGCUUAAACAGCUGUAUGAUUUAUCUAUUGCUUCAUAACAGAAUCCCCUCCAAUGCAGUGGUUUAAAAACAACAACGUUUAUUAUCUCGCAGUUUUUUUGGGUCAGCAGGCAGAGUACAGCGUAGCUGGGUUCUCCGGUUCAGGAUCUCUCCCAAGGCUGAGGCUGCAGCUGUAUCAAGGUUUGACUGGGAAGGAGCCGCCUCGGAGCUUACUCAGUGGUCAUUGGCAGGAUUCAGAUCCUGGUGAACUGUUGGCCUGAGGGCCUUUGCUCCUCACUGGCUGGCUUUUAGCUGGAAGGCACCUUCAGUUCCUUGCUAUGUGGGCCUCUCAGGAGGAGAGCUCACAACAUGGCAGCUGGCAUCAUCAAAGCGAGAGCAAGAGUGUGUGAGCAAGAGAGGUCACAGUGUUUUAUAAGCUAAUCUCAGAAGAGUGCCCCAUCCCUUUUGCUGUAUUCUGUUCACUAGAAGUCAGUCUCUGGGUCCAGCCUUCACUCAAUCAGAGCAUUAUACAAAAGCAUGGAUGCCAGGAGACAGAGAUCACUAGGAGCCACCUUAGAAAUCUGCCUGGCACCAUAACCCAAUACAUUUGUGUUUUGAUAGAUUGUUAAAGGUGGGUUUGCUGAGGGAAAAAGUACGCAUGUUUUAACAUUUCAUAUAUAACAGUGGAUUUCUUUUCAAAAUCUUCAUUCUAGAUUUCAAAGUUUGUUUUGAUGAGACUAUUUGCUACUGCCUGAGAAGGAGAGGCUAUAGCUCCUCAAAGAGCCUUUCCAGAUUUUGUCAUGAAUGUCUCUUCCCUUCUUGCCCUUCUUUUUCUCACCCCUCCAAAACUUCCAGAACAGGAAGUAGCUAUGUGUCUUGCAACAGGAAUGAUACGAAGGUUCUAAUCAGCAGGCACAUGCAUCAUGGUGACUAUUCUAGGGUAUGAUGACCUGGAUUAUGCCAUUAAAAAAUGUCAUUGCCUUCACUUGUGUGCUGACAUGGGUAAGGUUUAUUCAGCCAGCCUUGAUGAGAGGAAUUAAAAAGUAAUCUCUGGUAUAAGGAGUCAGUUUGGGCCCAUGAUGUCUAGGGAAGUUCCACUUGAAUAAUUUCUUCUAAAUCCUCAGAACUCAUGAGCUUCUGGGAGGUCAUACAGUAAUGAGGUAUACAUUUAUUUCCUUAUUAGUCAGAAAGAAACUUUACUUAAAAGGACCCAUUUGUGUUUACUAGAUAUGGUUGGAGGAAAUAUAAAUUAUUAUCACUAUUACUUUAUCUCCUUCCCAUACAAGGCUUUAUAAAAUUAAAUGCAUUGUAAACCUAGACUAUAAUAAAAAUGAGAUCGUGUAAAUAUCUGUGUGUCUUACAGGCUACCUGUAACAAGAUACCUUAGACUGGGUGGCUUAUAAACAACAGAAAAUCUAUUUCUCAUAGUUCUGGAAGCUGGAAAUCCAAUAUCAGGGUACCAGCAUGAUUGGGUUCUGGUGUGGGCCCUCUUGAGGGUAGAAAGCUUUCUGGGGUCCCUUUUAUAAUGGCUAAUCUCAUUCAUUAGGGUAGAGCCCUCAUAACCAAACUAUCUUCCAAAGGUCCCACCUUUUAAUGCCAUCACAUUGGAGGUUAGAAUUUGAACACAUGUAGUCUAUUGCACUGUGGCUGCUAUCAGGUUAGAUGCCCCAUUUGAAAGAUUAGACUGUCUUGGCAGCUUCCCAAAUGAAUGCCAAGGUGCCUUCUUUCCCCUUCUGCUUGUGAGCAAGGUGGGGUGUGUGUGGAACUGGGGAGAGUGCAUGACCUCUGAUGAAGCUGAGGGAAUGUCUUGAUGGGGUCCAUCACCAACAUCCCCUGUUUGGGGCUGACCUCUUGGUUGGAGAAGGUGCUAGAUUCCUUCCCACACUGCCCCUUGCUUUCUAUUGUCAGGUCCCUGUGUUGCCCCAGAGGCCCAUGGCCCUCCUUGAUGUGGAUUAGUUUAGCGACUAGCUCUCAGGGCAACAGGUCCCUCUCUGCUUGUCCAGCUUGGACAGCUUCUCUUUCCUGGGCACCGUGAAGGCCAGGAUCCUGCCUCCUGCCUGUGCCCUCCUGUGAGCCUGGUGCUCUAGGAGCGUGGCUCUCCAAACAGGGAGUGACUCCUCUGUGUCCCAGCACGACCCCACCCUCCCCCUUUGCCUCCCUCAGACACUGGGCAGAUUGUACUCACAUUUCACAAGAUUACUCCGCUAGAUGAGAAAAACGUGUACUUUAUUCAGGACAGCGAGCUCAGCUCUCUGGAUUGCAUUCCUUGCAGAAAUGAGAAUCCAAGUGUAGUGGCCUUUCAAAGCUGAAAUAAAUCAGGGCUCCUUGGCCAUACUACCCUUGUCUGUCAGUUUUUGUCUUUUUCUAGAAGCCAUGCAAGGUUAGGGAAAAUUAAGGGAGAGCAAAUGAGGACCAGUUCAUUGUGUAAUCACUUAAAAUCUCUGAGUUGGAAUAGCUAUCUGUGAUUUAAAACAUAAAUGUUUGCAAAUGGUUUGUAUCUUGAUCAGUUAUGUAAAGACGUGCAUUUGAGAUGCACCAAAGUGACUUUUAGAUGCUUCUUUUUAAAAAUGACAGUCUUAACUUGUGUUUGCGGAACUCUGUAUUUUUCAGUUUUCACCUACGUUAAGCCUUUCAAUUUUUUUGUUGACUAAAGUUGGUAGAAGAAAUGAUUAUCAGAGUUUUUAUGGAAUCCUCCACCACCUUUUUCCAAAAGGAAUUAGAAUCAUCUGGUGCUUAUAUAAAAUCAAACACUGUUUAAACUCAGGGAGCUCUUUUUUUUUUUUUUUUUUUUUUUUUUUAGAAUAAAGUGCAGUUUAAAGAGAAUAGAGUGGGAGCUUUUACCAGAUACCUGUUUUGGUCUCUUGCUGGGCUGAUACUAUUUUCCUAGGAAUGGUGACUGUGUGUUUCUGUUUUUCCUCUUCAGAUUUCUUAGACCAAAUAGAGGAAAUCCACUGGAGGCUUACCUAACAAGACGUAUUGAUGAAUGUAGAAUCUUAAAUGAAAAAGAAGUCAGUGGAUGUGGCUUCCUGUACUGUCAGCUUGGACCAAAAAUAAAGCGAGCCCUCGCCGCAGGGGUUUGGCUCAGCCCUGCGCCUGUGGCAGAUGUUGUUUUCCAUGGCUUUGCUUGAGGAGUACACUUCUCUGGGCAAAAGUUCCUGAGGCCUUUGGAGACUUUUAAAGCCUUUUUUUUUUCUGUAGCUUUUAUUGUUUUUAAGAAAAGUGGUGUCACCCUUACUUGUCAUUAAAAAAAAAAUAGUGUGGGAAAAACAAAUAAACUACCCAAAGAAUAAAACAAGAAAAACCAAAACAACUCCCCUAAAUGAAUGAAAAAAUUUACACCCUUCACUCUUUUGCAAGAUAACUAUUUCCAUGCAAGUUGGAUUAGAAACUAUGAGAAGAUUUUUCUCUUUGAUUUUUGGUUUCUUCUAUUUUUAACAUUUUUGACAAGUCUACACAUUGUGGUUACAUAAAAACAUCAGGAUUAAGAUAUUUGGUAUUUAAAAAGCACCCUUGGACUCGGGAUGAUUCUUUCUGGCCUACAGUGUGCCAGACCCGCUGCUAACCUCUCUUCACCUACUGUCUUAGUUGAUCACCACAAUCCUGCAAGGUAUAACCCACUAAGAGUGUUUUAGGAGAGAGGGAACGUAGCAGCCUGUGGGAUCUGCUUUUCAGGAGUUCCCUAUCCAGAAGGAGGGAGACAUAUGUAUAUGAGUAAGUUCAAGAAAGCAUGAUGUUAGUGAUAAGAAUUAAAGCUAAUGCAUAUUACAAACUUACCUUGCGCUUGCUGCUAUAUCAAAUGCUUUAUUUGGAUAAUGUAAUUUAACUCUCAUGGCAGCCCUUUGAGAUGGAUAUUUUAUCUCCAUUUUACAGAAAUGGAAGAAGAGGAAGCUAACGUUGAGCAAUGUGAUAUAGUAAGCUCCAGAGCCCACACUCUAGAAAUGGUAGAUUUGGGAGUCAAAAUCGGGCAGUCUGAUCUCAGAUCCAUUUACUUAACGACCAGUCUAUACAACACAGUGACCAAGAGCCACAAAGCGCAGGGGUGGUUCAUUGAACUAGCCUCUCCACAGGUGGUGUAGACCAGUAGGGGCAGGGCCAUGUUGUAUAUUCCCAAUAAUGAUUCAGGUUAAUUCUCCUUUCCCCCAAGGACUUUUUCUGCCAUUCUUACUGCUGGAAAUACAACUCUUCAGAUGACCACUUUUGUCUCCUGCCUAUUCGCCUCAGGAAAUGACUUUUGGCCCAUGGACCACUGGAUAUGCCAGGCCAGGCAUGUCAGACUCCCUGGCUCAGGGAGCUCUUAAAUCCUGGAGAGCAGCAGAGUCCACACAUCCACUGGAAAGAACAUGAGGUUCCCUUGGAAAUCAUUCAAGAGGAAGAUGGAAGGGGCUGUUUAGAAGAGCUUAAAAGCUACAGGCUGUAAGACUGGGGCCUGAGUGCUGGCAGUGGAAAACACUGUUGGGCUGUGAUCUCUCCCUGAAAAGUUCCAGGUGCCUUUUCGCUUCCUGCAAAAGAAAGGAAGCGAAAGAGAAGACCAUGUCCAUAGCCCUGAAGCAGGUAUUCAACAAGGACAAGACCUUCCGACCCAAGAGGAAAUUUGAACCUGGCACACAGAGGUUUGAGCUGCACAAACGGGCUCAGGCAUCCCUCAACUCGGGUGUGGACCUGAAGGCGGCUGUGCAGUUGCCCAGUGGGGAGGACCAGAAUGACUGGGUGGCAGUACAUGUGGUGGACUUCUUCAAUCGGAUCAACCUCAUCUAUGGCACCAUCUGUGAGUUCUGCACCGAGCGGACCUGUCCUGUGAUGUCAGGGGGCCCCAAAUAUGAGUAUCGGUGGCAGGAUGAUCUCAAGUAUAAGAAGCCAACAGCGCUGCCAGCUCCCCAGUACAUGAACCUUCUUAUGGAUUGGAUUGAGGUUCAGAUCAACAACGAGGAAAUAUUUCCAACAUGCGUGGGUGUUCCCUUCCCAAAGAACUUCCUUCAGAUCUGCAAGAAGAUCCUGUGCCGCCUUUUCCGGGUCUUUGUCCACGUCUAUAUCCACCACUUCGACCGGGUCAUUGUGAUGGGUGCAGAGGCCCAUGUCAACACCUGCUACAAACACUUCUAUUACUUUGUCACAGAGAUGAACCUCAUAGACCGCAAGGAGCUAGAGCCUUUGAAAGAAAUGACGAGCAGGAUGUGUCACUAAUGCUCCACCUCACCCUUUGGAAGAAAGGAAAGCUGUUUCCUCCUGGUGCCCUGAGCGGGCAGGAGGUGGACCACCCUGGCUGAAAUGACACACCUACUCCCAGGAACAGCAGAGGUGGAGGCAAGCAGUGACUCCUGAGAGACAUUCCCCACUCACUUUGUGUGCUCUUAACCUUCUGAGUGCUGCUAGCCCAGACCUGUGGACGAGGCAGACCACAACGUGAAAGAAGGACCAGCCCCUUGACCGUUCUGGCUGGGGAAUUGUCCACGAGGAAGCCUCUGCACUUCCACACAUGGCACAGUUCUGCCUGUGACCUGCCGCCUAAGCUUUACUGGAAUUCAGGUUUUGAGACUGAGAUGCGUGUUCGUAUUUUUCCACUUAUCUGUCUUGUCAGCUGGCCGACUUCUCUGUGAUUGGUUUUUUAAGUGCCGGGUGAAUUUUGGACCUCUGGAUGUGCAGCAAGUUUUUAUGCAAUAAGCCUUCCUUUCAGGUCUCUAAAAGCUCCUGCUCUGAUCUGUGGUUUAACACUGUGCAGGGCUGUGGAGCUCUGAGACACCUGAACCCCUACCCAUCCCCUGCACCUCCCUACUCUCCCUGCCGAGGCGUCCAUAGCAUUUCCCUAAUAAAUAGUUUUAUCAGGGACACUCCAUGGGGUGGCUUGUCUCUGCCCCAAACAGGGUCUUCACGUUCUAACUGCAGGGAAGAGACUGGUUACUAGCGUAAAGCUGACAAGUUACCAGUUCACCUGAUCAGAAUGUAUUUUUUAUAACCACCAUCAUUCCUUGUCUCUUCAGUGGAAGAUAUUCUUUCCUGUUUCCCAGAAGAGAGAAAUAAAAGUCCUAAAUAACUAAGAAUGAUCAGCGGGAGCGUUGGGCAUGAUUACUGCAGUGUUUGUUCUUUAUUAAAGACAGGGAGUCGUGGCUGUCUCUACAUAAUACUAACAUUUCAGUGAAAAAAGUACAAUUGGUUAUUUGGUACGUGUAGAUUUAACACCCAGACGGCUGACUUGUAACCCUCCCCACUAGCCUUCUGAGCAUUUAAACCCAGCCGUCAUUCUCUCCCCACUCCACGCUCCCCACUCCUCUGCCACGUUAUGUUACGGCACAAAAUUAAUUUCUGCCCCUGUGAUUGGGCCACGGUUGCCAAGGUAACAGUGGAGCUGGAGCUAACUUCCUUCUUUCAUCCUUUCCAAUUUUUCUAUUCCAGAAGACAGUCAGAAUAAUGCAUUCUGUACUACAUCCUGCCUUUUGAAACCUAAAUGAGUUUUCGUUGAUGAAAUGUUGCCUUCUCUGAUUCAUUCACAAAACUGUGGUGGUUCUGACCACCUGUGACGAGGGGGGUCAUAAUACUUCCAGUGAUCCUUUUAAUUUAGCAAAAUAUUUGUCGGUGGAGGGAAGUAGAUAAGAAUGUAUUAGUGUAUUUUAAAGUAAUAAUGAUUAAAGAAUAACUAAAUGACUCUGAUUUUGUUUUAUCAAUCAUAAUGUGUUAAAGCCCUCUGUGGCUGCCACAAAAGACUAGAAUCAUGAAAUCUUUGUCCAAGCUAAGAAAGGGCUGUCUCUGUGGGUACAGUGGCAUUCUCUGUUGACCUAACCAAGCAGCCUGAACCUUGCUUUGUGUCUCGUAAAGGUCAUCUCACGGAAUCCAAUUGCUGCUACCUCACCAUGUUGCUGUGCCCUGGUCAACAAUAAACAUACUUUUGUCCCCCUUCCUAAGUAACUUUGAGAGGACAAGAUAGGCAAAGUUUUUUCCCUACAUCUCUUUUGGCCAAAAGAAUAUCUGACCAUCACAGAGAUCCAGAGAACAGAAACAAGAGCCCCUAAGUCCCAGCCUCUGCAAUACACAGUUACCAGAUGGGAAUGCAGCACAGUGGCACAGAGAGGUAACUACGGAGCCCAUGCCCUGGAGGAACUCUGUAGCUGUGCAUCAUGGAACGCCACAGGAUUUUUACAUUAAAAAGUUGAAUAUGUUCCUGCAUUUCAGCAGUGCAUAAUCGAGCAGGAGGCUGGAAUCUGGAGACCUUUGUUAUUCAUUCUUUUUAAGGUUAUUUUUUAUUAACUGUGCAUAUGAAAUUUCCACUCAAUUUAAAAAUCCAAAUCUUUUUAAGCUUCUUGGAAGAAUUUCCUCCUGCUUAUAUUGUUAAUUGCACUAAUGAACUCUUCUAGGGUAAAUUCUGGCAAACUACCCUUUUUUUUUUUUUAAUCACAGAAUAUUCCUGUUCCCACAGAACUUUGGCACAUUCUGAAGAAAAUCUCUGCAGUCAAUUUUUAUCUCCUCUGCUUGACUGCAUCUAACUGUUCAUCUCUGUUAUAAAUGGAGCUUCAGCCCUCUGGGUCAGAGACUGACAACCCUCCUUCUUCUUCCUAACCUGUCCUACUCUCCUUCUUUUUCUGCUUUCAUUUUAAUUUUGGGAAAUUUUAAAGUAAAAGUUUCAAAGUUGAAAGAUUAUAGUGAGUACCCUUAUGUCCUUUAGUGCAUCAGUUGUUAAUGUUUUGCCUUGUUUUCUUUUCUUCCUUUUUUUUUUUUAAGAGAAGGGGUCUCUCCCUAUUUUACCCAAGCUGGCCUUGAACCCCUUGCCUCAAGUGAGCUUCAACCUUAGCCUCCUGAGUAGCCAGGACUAUGGCAUGUACCACCGCACCUGCCUCACAUUUUCUUUCUCACUGUAAAUACACAUUCUUAUUCUUGAACCUUCUGAAAAUAAGUUGCAGACAUCAUGAAAAUGUAAAAUACUUCAUCAUAUUCUUUCUUUUAAUAAGAGCAUUGUCCUAUAAAUCUGCAAUAUUUUCACGCCCAUGAAACUGAACACUGAUACUGCAUAAAUCUAAUAUAUGAUCCAUAUUCAAAAUUCUCCAGUUGUCCCCAAAAUAUCCUUUAUAGCUGUUUAUUUUUAAAUCCAGGAUCCAAUCAAGAAUUAUACGUUAUAUGUAGUUGUCAUUCUCUUUUGUUUCCUUUAAUUGAUUAGAGUUGCCCUUUUGUGUGUGUCUGAGUGGUGGGUGGUGGGGUGGUGUUUGUGUAUGAUGUGCAGUGUGUGUGUGUGUGGUGUGUCUUUCAUGACACUGACAUUAUUAAAGAGUUCAGGCAAGUUUGUGGAAUGUCCCACAAUCUAGACUUUUUUACUGAUUGUUUCCUCAUUACGAGAUACAGGUUACAUUUUUUUUCCCAAGACUGCUACAUGUGUGAUGUUGUUUCCUUACUACUGCCUCACCUCAGGAAGCACAUAAUGUCUACUUGUCUCUUUUCUGAUAUUAGGACUGAUCAGGUGUUGUCUGCCUGAUCCAAUCAUUAUCAAGUUCCAUAAUUCAUUAUUAAGCUCUGAAAUUCAGGACACAUACAUUUAUAGAGUGUGAGGCUGUGCAUACGUACAUUCAUCCCUUAAUGUUCUCAAGGAGGCCCAGGAUCCCCAAAAUAUUAUAAGCAUUGCAGUCAGAUGAUAUAGCACUAGCAAAGCAUUCAUCCCUUUCCAUAUAACAGGAGGGAGGGGAAGAAGGAAGUUUCCAUGUGCAGGCAAUACGUGAGAGCAUGGGCAAGUGAGGAUUUGUAUGCUCCCUGUAGCCAGAGGUGAAAUAUUCAACGCUUUUAUUUUUUCUCCCGUCUUCAAUGACCUCCCAUUUGGACCCAUAGUUUAUUUAUAGAGAGCACACACUCCCUAAUUGUCAGAUGGUUUUUUUGGGAAAACUCUUAGAUAGUACAGUGAGUUGUGACCCUCCAAAGGAUCACAAGUACAUAAACAGAUACAAAGUAUUUAUGUGGUAUUAAAAUUUCAUGGUGAUGGUGCAAGGGAGAGAUGAUUAGGAAGAAAAUGUCUUACACGGCUGUAAUUGAGAAAUACUGAUCUAGAGUCAUUUCCUGCUUCUUAAAUUGUUCGUUUUCUCUUCCCUGGGUAUUUUCUCAUUUCCAAAGACCCAGAGUCUCAGAGCCAGGUUAAGUGGAAGAAACUUUGAGAGGUUUCUUAAUCAAUUCCUUCUAUCUCUCAAACCAUGCCAGUAACUUCCUUGGUGAAAAAAUCUAUACUCCUCUCACAGUUCUUCGGGCAUGGAAAUUCUAUAGCAUUCUUUGGUAUAACCAACCCACUGAACCCUCCACAACAUCUUGAAUUCCAUUCAACUCGAGCUGAAGUAUUCUUUUUGAGUUUCAGUAUAUCUUUUCUAGUGUCCCACUUUUAGAAAGGUCCAAAGAUGAUAUAUAAUAAGUGAAAAUACAAUUAAUCAGAGCUUUAUUUGCAUAUCCAUUAAAUAUCUGAAGGCUAUUACCAGUUGUGCUUCAGCCUCCUUUCCCUUGCAAUUCUCCCAGGGUGGCAUCCUCUACGGAGUCUUGUUGCUCCAUUGUUGACCACUGAUGUAACUCAACGUGAAACCUUCCCAAAGCUCUCCACAUCACUCUCUGUUAUGGCUGUGACCAGCAGUGAACAUGAAAAGAACUUAUUUCAUGCCUUCUCCAAACUAUAUUGUUUCUUUGCUAAGUCCAGACCUGCUUUUUCUACAUUUAUAGGUUUUCUAUUUUAAUCGCCAUGCAAAAUUCUUUAUCAUACUCAAUCAUUUUGGUUUAUCUUCCUGACUUCUUACCUUUAACAUCCCUGUUAAAGAUUACACUGUUGUUGUUUCAAAAAAAAAAAAAAAAAAACCUUAAUUGGCAAAACAUUAAGGGACUUGAAUAGAAUUACACUUAUCUUUUUGUGCUGAUUUAUGUCAAUCCAUCAUUCUGGUUAUUGAUGGAAGCAAAUUGCUUCCUAUGUUCUCUAAACCUUAUGUCCCUUCCAUACUCCAUGAGUACCACACUGGGAGAAAACAAAAGCAAAAAGAUUGUGGGAAAAGUAUAGCCAUUAUCUUUGAGGAAAUGUGUACCAAGGCACAAUCAUUAAAAGGAGUUGGAGGCAUCAUUUGGUUGACACUGUUGUCAUUCUUGUUCUGAUCAUUUUGGACCUUGAAGAAAUUGGUGAUUCUCUCCUAGAAUUAGACAAACAAAGUGUGUUUGGAAAUAAUGAUUGUUUUCCUGCCUUAAAAAAUAUAUUAACAGAAAGCUUUUAUAACAGGCUGUUUCCCUCUGGACAGGUAUUAAUUCUGAGUAAGAAUUUUCAGUGACUACAUAAGGAUUUGUGUAACUUAUGAAGGAAGAGUCCAUUUCUAAUCAAAUAAUUCGCCUGUUUUACUAGCUUAUAGUGAUCUGAUUUCAGAAUUUUCCUGUAUCUUUUUUACAUACAUCAGAAAAAGAAAUGUUUACUAUAUUUUUGGUUCCAUUUAUGAUUGUAUUAAGCAUUUGACUAUAAGGAAAACUAACAAUUAAAUCAAUUAGAAAAGCAACAUAAAAUUAAAUGAUAUUUAGGAAAUCAGUUAUAUGUGAGCUUGGGUAUUCAAAUGUCACAAAUAAAAAGCAUAUAACCAUUA